Molecule: messenger RNA, 2945 nt
Organism: Daphnia magna
Lineage: Eukaryota; Metazoa; Arthropoda; Branchiopoda; Diplostraca; Daphniidae
Product: xaa-Pro aminopeptidase 1
Exons: 14
Coding region: 486-2699 (737 amino acids)
Molecular function (GO): metalloaminopeptidase activity
Source: RefSeq, a predicted model, not a curated record
ACGGCUAGAUUAGAGUCACUUUUUUCCUUACUUUGUAUUCGGUGUGUAAAUAAUUUAAUCCUCAUUAAUUUAAUCUCUUUUGAAGAAAUGAAUUGCCUUUGUUUUGGGGCAUUGUUGGAUGUAAAAGAAACUGGGAUCAGAGAAUCGAAGAUUGUCGGAAUCAAAAGAAACUACGGUAGCACGAGUACAAGAAGAGAACAUGGGUGGAAGUAAUGGCGCUCAAGGCCAAACUCGAUAUAAACGUUGGAGACUUGCGUACACAGAUUAAUAUUGAUAUUGGAGGUCAUUUGCCUUCCACGAUGAUCUUCUUUUUGUUUGCUUUUUCUGCUGGUAAUAGUUCUAGUGACGAGCCAUUGCGAAAAACCGGCCGAUUAUUGCUGAAGACCUACCUGCAUCCUUACCUUGCCUUCAUCAUUUCCCCCCAUUGCUAUACUGUUAAUCGUUAAUACCUCCUGAGAAUUGAUGCUUUUGAGCAAACAACGUCUAUGUCUUGUAUAGCUGAAGGUUUACAAUUAUGGAAUCAUCUGUUCAACGCCUGUUCAGUUGAAUUGAUGUCCUUAAACCGAAAAGAAAUGGCAACACGUGCUGCCACAAGCAAACCACGUUUCGUCACAACCGUUAUUAUUGCUUGGUUAAUGGCGAAAAGCACUUUGUCUGCUUCAACAAUCAAGGCCAUUGUCUACCGAAAUAUGAUGGAUCGACUAGCUUGUCCGCCGGAUUAUGACCACUCUGAGCCGGCCAAUCGUGUGAACACGUCCUUACGUGUGGAAAUGUUAAGAAAGGCUAUGGCUUUAUCAAAUGUAGAUGCUUACAUCAUCACUGGCGAAGAUCAACAUCAGCAAACAGAAAUGAUUUCACCAGAAAACGACAGACGGCAGUUGGUCUCCGGUUUUACUGGUAGUUCUGGGACAGCUGUCGUAACAGACAAACAAGCUGUUUUAUGGACAGAUGGACGUUAUUAUCUUCAGGCUGAUCAGCAACUGGAUUGCCAGUGGAUACUGAUGAAAUCAGGACGGGAUCAGGUGCCGGAGAUUAGCCAUUGGCUAAAGUCCGUCCUGUCACCGGGUGAUAGAGUGGGCGCCGAUCCAAAAUUGGUCAACGCCAAUCAUUGGCUGCAAUGGCGAAACGAACUGGCCGGAAGCGACAUUUGGCUGGAUGCUUUGCCAACCAAUCUUGUGGACGUAGUUUGGAAAUGUGCCAAAAUCGUGAGUCCAAACAACUCGACAUGCAGCAGCAGGAGCAGCAGCAAUAAACCAAGCACGACGGCUUACGUUCACGACAUUGCCUACUCCGGUCAAUCGUGGCAAGACAAAGUGGAUGCAGUGCGAAAUGAGCUGAUGGCACAAAAGCUGGAUGCUGUUGUAUUGACGGCCCUGGAUGAGAUCGCUUGGCUGUUGAACCUGAGGGGUGGCGACGUGCCCUACAGCCCUCUGGUAGAAGGUUACGUAUAUUUAUCGCUGGAUCGCAUUGUGCUCUUUAUCCAACCGACGAAAAUGACGGAGCUGAUCCGGGAACACUUGAACAGCGACGACUGUCAAGAGGAAACUAUUUGUGUCGAAGUGAGACAUUACGAAAACGUCUUCAACGACUUGCCCGUUUUAACGGAGAAUGUCGACUCUGUCCUGCUGCCCUCUAACUACGCCUACAGUGGAGGAGUCAGUUUUGCCAUUUACGAGACGAUUCCUGCAGUCAAGAGACGGACAUCGCCUUCACCAUUGAUUUUAUUGAAAGCGACGAAAAAUGCCAUCGAAGUGGAAGGAAUGAAAAACGCCCAUAUGAAAGAUGCAGUGGCCCUAUGCGAUUUUCUCUCUCUUCUCCAAGAACAGAUUCAUGAAGGCAAAGUGCAAUGGGAUGAGCUGAAAGUCGUUCACACGUUGGACGAGUAUCGCCAACAGCAGGACCUGAACCGAGGACCAUCUUUCAGCACGAUCGCUGCAUUCGGACCGAAUGGCGCAGUUAUCCAUUACAGGCCGUCGUUGGAAACCAAUCGAAUUAUCGACAAUUCCUCGUUUUUGAUAAUCGACUCUGGUGGCCAAUAUCUUGACGGGACGACGGAUGUGACCCGUACAUUCCAUUUUGGUCGUGCAACUCAGCGUCAGAAAGAGAUUUACACUCGGGUUUUAAUGGGAGCUAUCGACCUGGCUGCACUGGUUUUCUCCGACUCGAUGGCCGACAGCCACAUCGAUAUCAUCGCCCGUCAACACCUCUACCAGGUCGGACUGGACUACCAUCACGGAACCGGCCAUGGCAUUGGCUCGUUUCUCAACGUUCACGAAAGUCCCAUUCAAGUGAAUAUCAACAGCAAAGAACCUCACCGUUUCCGCGCCAACUAUUUCUUUUCUGACGAACCAGGUUAUUACUUGCCCAAUGAGUACGGCAUCCGAUUGGAAACGAUCCUUCGUGUCGUCGACGUAAACAUGACGCAGCAGCAUCCACAGGAGGAGUCUCACUAUGGCGGGAAUAGAUUCUUUGGCUUCGAGCCCGUGACGAUGGUUCCGUUCGAGAGCGACUUGAUUCUAGCCGACAUGAUGACCUCCAAACAAAUGAAGUGGUUGAACGAUUACCACCAACUGGUCCGGCUGAACGUCGGCGCUGAGUUACAACGACGGCGAAACACAACGUCGACUACUUCCAGCAAUACAGGCGGAUGCUGGCCCUGGCUCGUCUCCAAAACUCGUCCGGUAACCCCUUCACCAUAACCGACUCCUAGAAACAACCCGCCCAGCCCAUCUUUUAACAGGCAACAAUUAAUUUCUAAGGCCAUCACAGUUUAUCAUUUUUUUUAUAUAUACUCUAACUGAAUUUCGUAAUUUAAUUCCUGUUAUUCGACGCUCUUUUAUACGUCAGAAUUGUUUAUGUCUAGCAUAGUACAGCAGCUGAUUAAGCAUUUCCAUGCCUGGCCGAGAUAAUGGGGGAAGAAGGGAAUAUAAGGGCCUUUUACACGA